Messenger RNA from Panicum virgatum (switchgrass), 824 nucleotides. RefSeq names its product protein PELPK1-like. The transcript has a single exon. The record is from RefSeq and is a predicted model, not a curated record. The coding region runs from base 101 to 553 and encodes 150 amino acids. NCBI's taxonomy places the organism in Eukaryota, Viridiplantae, Streptophyta, Magnoliopsida, Poales, Poaceae.
UGCCUUGCAUCCCCAGCAAACAGCUUCAGUUUUUCUAGCUACUACUUCUUGCAGCUAGUGAUCGACCUGCCGUGAGCACGCACAUCAAGUUCGUUCACCCAUGGCCUCCGCCCCAGGUCUCUUCGCCACGGCGCUGGUCGUGGCGCUCAUGCUCAGCAGCACGACCCACGCCGCGCGCCGCCUUGCGGACGACACGACUCCGGCGGCGGCUGCGCCCGCUGCCGUGCCGAAGCCGCCUGUGCCCACCGUGCCAGCGGCCGCCUUGCCACCCAUGCCAGCAGUGCCGGCGGCGACCUUGCCACCCAUGCCAGCCGUGCCGGCGGUCCCCGCGGCGUCUCUGCCGCCGGUGCCCGCGGUGCCUACCGUGCCGGCCGUGGCGAUGCCACCCAUGCCGGCCGUUCCCGCCGUGCCGAAGGUGACGCUGCCUCCGGUGCCCGCCGUUCCUAAGGUCACCCUGCCACCGAUGCCCUCCGCCCCCAAGGUGACGCUGCCGCCGAUGCCCUCCAUCCCCGGCGUGCCGAUGCCAUUCUUGGCGCCGCCUCCUUCGGCAUAAUCGAAAUCAAGAAUGCUUCAGCGCAGUGCAUCUGUGGAUUUUCUGUCAUCUGGAGAUGUCUGAUUGUCGAGCCGCUCCAUGGAGUAUCUGUAUUUCAGCAGCUUCUUCCUUUUGAUGUGUGUGGUUGUAUAUGUGCGUGUAUUUGGUUGGAGAGGUCUUGGAUUGCUUUGUGUAUGUACAGAGUGCUCUGCUAUAUAUGGGUUCGAUUUGGUCAUUUGUGUUUCACACUUUCACUGUAUGAUGGAACUGUUAAUCUCUUCUUGGUAGUUCA